Molecule: messenger RNA, 2895 nt
Organism: Klebsormidium nitens
Lineage: Eukaryota; Viridiplantae; Streptophyta; Klebsormidiophyceae; Klebsormidiales; Klebsormidiaceae
Source: the annotation of a GenBank genome assembly
GGAGAAAAUGGAUAAUGGCGCCUAGUCUGCGCACUCUGCAAUUGCCUUGGCCCAUGAUACCUAGGAUACCUAUGCCAAAUUGCCAAUUGGCAAUGCCAAUGGCCGUAGCCAUCAUCCAACCUGAAUGCAUCCAUCCUAAAAAGUCCUAAUUUGGCCAUCCUGGCGGCAGUGGCUGUUGGCUGUGAAGGACAGCAAUCUUAGUUCGGUGGUGCGCAUCUCUCAACGGGUGAGCCGCAGGGGGCAUUCAAAGGAGCGAAGCUGCCUGAACUAUGACGUGACUGUGAGGCCGCCCCCUGCUGGAGCUUGGAGUUAGUUGGUAGCAACAAUGUGGGGUGGCCUCAGUCUAAGCCCACACUGCCGUCCAACUGCUUCAUAGAGAAUCGUGAUUGCACUGGGCAUUGUCCAGAGACUGCCCUUACUGCCUCUUAACCGAGCGGAGUGAGCUGAAGACCCGUCACAUGUUUUCCUACACAGGAAACUGCACAAUUUCUAUUUCGUGGAAUCAUAGUUUGCUGCAUUGUACAUAGAUUUCCGGGCUCUCCUUGAGUACCCCUGCUCUGGAGACGCAGCGCUGAAGCCGUGUUCCUGGUGCCAUCGCUUCCCGAGGGCAGCUGCAUUCUCAUUCCUUGGGGCCAGCAUGGUGGACACAUGUGCGCUGUGCCCCGGCCUUGCUACCCCCCACGGAACCCUCCCUGGCACCGGCCCAGCUACUGCCCACCGCGCACUGGGUGCCCCCACCCUGAAACCCUUGCAAAAAUGGCCUGCACGGAAGCAAGCAGGCUUUCGAGCUCCCCUCCGGUGCCAGUACGACCCUCGGAGUGACCCUCACGCGUCCGCCGCAGUGCACUCUUUAGGCGGGGGCUGUCCUUUCCACAGCGGUACAAGCGGUGCUUCUGUGCCUGGGUUUGAGCCCACUACUGUAUUCAAGGCGGCUAGUCUAGGGAAGUUAGAGGGAGACAGGGAAUGGAGUCAGAAGGGGUUGGACGCCCCGGCGGCAGCGACGCGGGAUGUGCGCGCCAUGGUGGAGCAGGACCGGGGGAUUCCCGGGCCGCGGCCGUGGAACUUGUUUGAGAACAUCGUGGACCUCAGCUACAUCGCACGCUACGGAAUUGAGGAGGCUGUCUUGCACUACUCGCGCAAGUACGGCCCGCUGUGCCGCUUCUCCAACGGACUCACUGCCUGGACGUUUGUCAACGAUCCAGCCAUUGUACAACACAUUUGUGUAGCGAAUGCUAAGAAUUAUUCCAGGAGGUAUCUACCGGCCAUCUACGAGUACGUAACGCACGGCAAGGGCAUCCUCGGCAGCCAGGGCGCCUACAAUUUGCAGCACCGCAAGAUGUGCGCGCCCCCCUUCAAGACGUCGCUGCAGCUGCGCAAGUUCACCAAUACCGUGGCAAACAAGGCUGCGGCUGUGGUGGGGGCACUGCGUGCGCUGUCGGAGGGUGGCCCCGUGGUGGGGGACAUGGCGACGCACAUGCAGCGGCUCACGCUGGACAUUGUGGGGGAGGUGGCCUUCAGCAAGGACUUUGGCCAGAUUGCGCGCAUCACGCAGGACGUGGCAGGCACUGCGAGCGGGGACGACAUGAGCCGCGACCGGCUGCUGCACGCGGUGAACGUGUCGCAGGAGUGCAUGGGCAACGUGUUCAUCACGCCGCUCCCCGUCCUGCAGCUGCUGCAGUGGGCGCGCGAGCCAGGCAUGGCGCGCAUGGACCGCGCCUUCGACGAGAUGCGCACCAUCAUGACCAAGGUCGUCCAGGAGCGGCGCGAGGCGUGGGGUGCGACGGGUGAGGCGGGGGACGACCUGCUGGGGGUGCUGCUGCAGGCGCAGGACGAGACGGGGCGGCGCCUGAGCGACGAGGAGCUGUGGGAGGACGUGCACGACAUCAUGGGCGCGGGGCACGAGACGACGGCCAGCACCACCACCGCCGCGCUGUACUGCAUCAGCCAGACGCCGGGAGUGGAGGACAAGGUGGUGGCGGAGCUGCGGGCGGUGCUGGGCGGGCGCCCCCCGCUGUACGACGACCUGCCGCGGCUGCAGUACACGGGGCAGGUGGUCAAGGAGGUGCUGCGGCUGUACCCCUCCAUCCCGCUCUUCCCGCGCGAGGUCGAGCGCGACGACGUGCUGCCCACCGGCCACAAAAUCCCCGCAGGCGACGUGGUGUUCAUGUCCACGUACGCCAUGGGGCGCAAUGCAGCCGUCUGGGAGGAUCCGGAGACCUUCAACCCGGACCGCUUCUCCCCCGAGGCGGAGGCGGCACGGCACAAGUUUGCGUGGGUGCAGUUUGGCGCGGGCCCGCGCAUGUGCCUGGGCGCCAACUUCGCGAUGAUGAGCGUGACGCAGGUGGUGGCCACGCUGGUGCAGGCCUUCCACUUCCGGGCAGUCCGGCCACGCGGGGAGCAGCUGCCCUUCUCGUACGACAUCACCAUGAACUUCCCGGGGGGGAUCAUCAUGGAGGCGGUGCCCCGGUAACACGGCCAAACGAAGGACCGGGGGGGUGCGGUUACUUGAGACCUCCAGUCACAGGUUGCCCUUCCCGACGGAACAGUAGAGUAGACUUGUGCUAUAUUUAUGUGUAGAGCGAGUUGUGGUGUUGUGUUUGGCGUGCUUUAUCACUAAAACUUUGUGUUUGCCACGAACUAGAGUCAGUGUUUACAUUUCGAAAUAGGUUUGAUGCUUACGGAAAGGUUUGGCAUUGCACAGCGUGCAUACGUGCGGCUGACCUUCUAGCUCCGAAAUUCGGAUUGGAUCGACUACCGGGAAGAUCCGCUGGGGCUACGUUAGGAAAACUCUUCAAGUACAGAAGUUGCAAAAGGUUAUGGAGCGGUUUUGUGUAUACUCCUUAGUUGUGGAGACUAGAGAUGAGGGAGUCUAGCGUACAUUGAGCCUUGUUAAGG